Messenger RNA from Eimeria necatrix, 546 nucleotides. RefSeq lists its product as hypothetical. The transcript has a single exon. Lineage: Eukaryota; Apicomplexa; Conoidasida; Eucoccidiorida; Eimeriidae. The coding region runs from base 1 to 546 and encodes 181 amino acids. The record is from RefSeq and is a predicted model, not a curated record.
AUGGUCAUUUGUCGCAGGACGGGAGGGGGUGCUGCACGCUGGCUGCCGAGGGUGGGCAAGCAGCAGCAGCAGCCGCAGCAGCAGAAUGAGCAGCAGCAGCAGCAGCAGCAGCAGCAGAGUGAACAGCAGCUACAGCAGCAGAGGAAGCAGCAAGUUCUUGCAGCAAGGCCAACACAAGCAGCAGCAACGAACGGAGCAGCAAGAACACAAGCAGCAGCAGAAAACACAGCAGCAGCAAAAAUAGCAGCAGCAACCAUAGCAGCAGCAAAACCAGCAGCAGCAGCAAAACCAGCAGCAGCAGCAGCAGCAACGGACCUGUCUCGUUUGAACAGCGGCUGCUGGUAUUUGCUGCUGCAUGCAGAAAGCUGCGAAGCUGUUGCAUUUAAUACCUGCAGCAGCUCUGCGCGGGCUGGCAGGUCAUCCGAGCUGUUGCCUGCAGCAGCAGCAGCAGCAGCAGCAGCAGCAGCAGCAGCAAUGUUGUGUACAGAAGGGACCGAAGUAAAUGUUGCGAGCUUUCGAAGCAGCAGAAGCUGCUGCUGCCCGUGA